Messenger RNA from Micromonas commoda, 1224 nucleotides. RefSeq lists its product with no specific name. The record is from RefSeq and is a predicted model, not a curated record. Bases 1 to 1224 code for a protein of 407 amino acids. NCBI's taxonomy places the organism in Eukaryota, Viridiplantae, Chlorophyta, Mamiellophyceae, Mamiellales, Mamiellaceae. The transcript has a single exon.
AUGGCGACGAUGACCGCGAUGGCGGUAACCGCCGCACCGCGCGUCGCACGCCGGACCCGCGCGCCCGCCGCGACGUCCACCGCUUCGCCUCUCCGCGUCAGCACGAGCGGCCGAGGGAAAAUGACGUCACCGCGCGGCGCCCGGUUCCCCGCGCCUCCCCGAGCCGCGGUGGAUGACGACGACGGGUUCGCGCCCAAUUCGUUGGGAACAGUCGGAGCCGCCAUCGAGCUGCGCUCCCGUCUCCGAGACAUCGACAUCGAGCUCGCGAACGCCCGGGGAGGGCCGGGCGGCGACGGGUGGGAGAAGAUAGCGGGAUCGUGGGUCAGGUGCCCGCCCGGGCGCGCGUGGGGGGUGGUGCACUUCGUGGGCGGCGCCGUGCUGGGCUCGUAUCCCCACAUCGCGUAUGACGCAUUCCUCAGGCGCCUCGGCGACGACGCUGGCGUCGUCGUCGUCGCGACGCCGUACGAGCUCGGCGUGGAUCACGGCGCCAUCGCGAGGGAGUGCCAAUCGUCCCUCGACGCCGCGUGGAGCCGAGCGGCGGCGAGGGAGGGGUACGACACCGCGACGAUGCCGGUGUUCGCCGCGGGUCACAGCCUCGGGUGUAAGCUGCAGCUCAUCGCCGCGUGCGGGGACGGCGACGGGGGGGACGAAGCGGUGGAGACUGUUCGCGGGUCGAGAGCCGGGCACCUCUUCGUGUCGUUCAACAACGCCACAGCCGCCGACUCUGUCCGGCUGCUGGAGAAGUUCGCGAGGGAGCUCCUGAAGAAACGCGCCGAGGGCGCGAUGGGGGGUAAGGCUGACCAGAAAACCAAGGACGCGUUCGACGGGUUCAUGAGGAACAUGCCGAACCUGACCGCGCUGGCCGAGAGAGCCGCAGCCGCCGCCGGGCUGGACUUUACGCCGUCGCCCGAGGAGACGCUGGACGCGGCGAAGCGUCGAUUCGUAUCCCCGAGGGUGAAGCUGGUGACGUUUCAGGACGACGACCUGGACCAGAACGACGAGCUGGAGGCGAAUUUGCGCCGACGGUUCGAGUUCCUCGUCGCGGGAGAUGCCCCGAUGUCGAAGACGACGCUGCCGGGCAACCACCUCACGCCGGUUUUUUUUCGAUUCGACGGCGCGAAGCUGUCGCCGGCGUUCGCCAAGCUUGGCGGGCUGAGCGUCGGGGACGAGGAGGCGGUGACGCGAUUGGCGGAGGAGGGGGUGAAGUUCCUGAGGGGGAAGUGA